Molecule: messenger RNA, 7629 nt
Organism: Erpetoichthys calabaricus (reedfish)
Lineage: Eukaryota; Metazoa; Chordata; Cladistia; Polypteriformes; Polypteridae
Gene: nufip2
Product: nuclear FMR1 interacting protein 2
Exons: 4
Coding region: 32-1957 (641 amino acids)
Cellular component (GO): cytoplasmic stress granule; nucleoplasm
Molecular function (GO): RNA binding
Source: RefSeq, a predicted model, not a curated record
UUUCUCUGGCAACACUCUUCCCUCUCGCUCGAUGGAGGAGCAGCCCUGUGUGCGGGCACAUCACCACCGCCAUGCAGACGAGGCAGGGAACCCCAACUGUCCGCCGACAGUGGUGAAACAUGAGCAGAAUCACGAACAGGGCCAGCCUUCGAAAACGUCGAAGAAGAAAACAGGAGAUGUUAAAGUAAAUGGUUCGACAACAGAUAAAGACAGUAGUGGAUCUCCCAAAUCUCAGGACUCUAGGGAUGUUCAUGUCUUUUAUCCUAAUGGGCCAAGAACUGAUAACCGGCAUCAAGUAGAUAGCAAGACCAGACCAAAACGGGGCUUCCGAUUUACAACCCACUUCUCCUUCAAACUGGGACACAGAGUUAUUUAUAGCUAUAAAAACGUUAUGGACAGAAGAAAUGGUAAGCCCUUGGAAAGCAGGCUUCGUGAAGGAAAAGCAAUUGACAAAAGAGAGGCUGUGCCACUUCUAAACGGAGUUUUGCCUUUUAAUGUCUUUAGUUUUGCAAAUGGUUAUCCCAAUAAAUCAGCACAUGACAAUGAUGGUAGUGGCUCUGAAAGUGGUUAUACAACACCCAAGAAGCGUAAAGCACGGUGCAACAGCAUCAAGAGCUGUGAUAACCUGAGCUUUGGUCAGGAUAAAACCAUGCAGCAGGAAAGCUCCCCCCUCUUGAAAAAGGAGUUUGAAACUAUUCAACCUGAUUUGCAAGAGAAACUUACUGGAAAAUUGGAAGGAAUAAAAACCACAGUUAAAUCUGAGACUUCAGCAGGUCUGGCAGCAACACGACCAAAGCCUGUAUCUGAGAUUCAGAAGAAGAACUCUGAGCUCAAACUCUGUGCUGCAGGGAAGAAAAAUGAGGACAGACUCAUCAAAUCAAAGCUUACUUCUGCUGUGCCAACAAAAGAGGAUUCGUGGACCUUGUUUAAGCCACCCCCUGUUUUUCCUGUGGAUAACAGCAGUGCUAAAAUUGUUCCGAAAAUAAGUUAUGCAAGCAAAGUUAAAGAAAACCUCAACAAAGCAGCCCAAGGUGUGGGUGAUGCUGUUUCUUCUCGGGCAUCUGGAAAACUGUCACAGGUACCGAUGUCUGCUAUGAAAGCUGUUUCUUCACCUUGUUUUACAAAUGGACCAAUGUCCACUGACUGCAACAGCUGUGAGCCCCAGGCACUGUUUACUCCUGCUGCUAGUACAGUAAUAUCUCCCUCCUUUUCAGAGGGUGAAAGUGAAGUGUCCUCCCCAGACAGUGGCUGCCUUGUAGUUUCAGCAAAAAUUGAGCAAAAGAAGGCAAACCCAUUUUCAUGUCCUUUGAAUAUGCAACCCCAGUUUUCUAGUAUUAGCUUGACAGAUAUACCCCUUUCACAGACGAAUCAACAAACUCUUGGGGAUAUCUUUCAAAACCAGUGGGGAUUAUCCUUUAUUAAUGAGCCAAGUGCCGGUCCAGAGGCAAGUCCUUCUGCUACAGACAGUAGAAUGACAGAAGUCACAUUUCAAGGAGAUUACCCUUCUGCACUAACCUUGCAGGGCCCAGAAAUUCUUCCCUCAGGACCUGAAUGCCUGGUCUUUCCAAAGGCUUUUGAAUUUGACAAACGGACUAGUCCUCCAAACCUUAGUGGUAUUUUAAAGUCAUCCUUAGUUUCUGGCUGCGAGAGUGGAGCUUCCACUUUUGAAGCACAGCAAAUCUUUGGUGAUGAACUUCAGAAAACUGAAGAUGGGAAACUAGGUGCAAUAUUGUUUGUUCAAUCACCUCCGGCCUCUCCCACGAACCCUGUGUUGGCAUUUGCCAAAGACCAGAGGUGUCGGAGAGAUUUUGACAGAAGAGAUAGUUGGGGGUCAUUUGAUCUUAGAGCUGCUGUUAUUUAUCACACUAAAGAAAUGGGACUUAUUUUAAAUUUGCAAAAACAAGAUCCCAAACGAAUAGUCAUUUAUGAUGAAGCCAUGGAUCGACCUGAUCAAUGAAAUUAGUACCGCCAGCAGUUGCUCUACGGUUUUCAUUUUCUGCUACAGCAAUACAGCUAUGCUGGAUGAUUAUUGCUGCACCGCCUUUAUAGAUAACCGUCGCUUGGAACAGAAGAAUACCAUUGGUGUGAAGCUGUCAACAAGAAUUGCAGUAGAGAAGUGAAAAGGCGGGAAGGAGAAAACAAGCCUGAAAACAAAUUUUGUAUAACUUGUUUCCUAUUGCUGACAGAGCCAGAAGACAGAUUUUAAAUAUGACCUCCAAUACUUCAAAUGGUAUUAAGACUCCAAACAAAUUCUCAGUUGCAAGAAUUAAAGACUUGGUUCUGAAACAUUUCUGUCUUUGGGCUAUAAAAAGUAACAGAUGACCCAUUUUCAAUCUUGACGUGAAACUUGCAUCUGCCUAUAGUGUCACAAAGUUAGUUUUCACUGGACAAAUUGUUCAGAGACUUGUUGGGUUUUUUUUUUUUUUUUGCAAUUUUAGAAUUUGGAAUUUAUAUAUAUAUAUAUAUAUAUAUAUAUAUAUAUAUAUAUAUAUAUAUAUAUAUAUAUAUAUAAAAUAUAAUGUUUAAACACAAAUGCAUAGAAUUAUAAAAAUGGGAAUCAGUUAGCAAAAUGCCUUGAAAAUUGUUUUUAGAUAUAUUCUAGGAAUUGGCCAUCUUUGCACCAAAUGUAGAUGAAAUUAUUUCAGUGUGGGGCUAUAUGAAUAUAGAAUCAGAGUGUAGCUAAAAAAUCUAAAUGUUCACAUUUCUUAGUAGAGUACAAUAUUAUUUUGAUUUGGCAUCAUUCUUUCCAUGAAAUCAAGUUUACCCAUACAAAAUAAAAUUCUGCCAUGGAACUCCAUGUGACUUGAUGUAUGGGAGAAGUAAAUCAAUUUACUAUGUGUGUCUUGCCUUGGAGUUCACACUUAGUAGUUCACACUUGGCAACAUUAACUCUGUCUGUGUACAGUGGAAUGUGCAACAAUUAUUUUUCUUUUAAGUUGACCAUUAUCAAUACUCUUACCAUAUGCAUUUUGAAGCAUAUCACAUAGUAAAGAAUUCAACAACAGCUGUUAAAAUGAAAAGCAUCAUUUAUUCUAGGCUUGCAUUAAUGUAGCAGGUGGACAACAAAAGUCUUAUAUUUUAUGAUGGCCAGUCUAGUCAUCCCCUAAAACUGGCCUUUCAUGUGUUUUAAACAGUUUGAUAGGAGAAUCCUAGAUAACUGAGAUGAGCAUGGUUAAAUCUAAAAAAAAAAAAAAAUUCAUUUUGGACACUACAGCUUUAUUUCUUUAAAUUGUCUGGCGCUGACCUUUCUUUGUUCCAUGUGUCACUGAUGUGUAUGUUCUUAAAAGUAUUCAGAAUGCUAGCUAAACGAUUAGGGUUUUUUUUUUUUUGUUUUGUUUUUUUCAUUUUUUGGGGGAAUGUUCAAUAGGCACAGAGUUGGCAACCUCAGUGUUAAUUUUACAGGAGGUGGGAAGAGUAAUAUCUGUGAUAGUGUGACGGUGUAUAUAUUUGCAUAAAUUAUUUGGAGGUUUGUUCUUACGUAUGUGCACUUUUAACCUGCAAAUUUAUGUGUAAGCAUCACUUAUUACACAGAUAUAGCAAGGAUAUUAAGGCAGUCUACAAAGUGAUUUAUUCCCAACAUUGUUUUGAGUGAACACUGAUGAUGAUACCCUUGGAUUUUAUUUAUAGUGUGAAUGUUUUGCCCCAUUCUAAAUUCAUAGUUUUAUCAAUAUCUGCUGAAGCAAAAAUAGAAUCUUUUGGCAGUACUCUGCAGACUGCAUUGGAAGGGAACAAAAAUCGAGUGCUUGCACGCCAAAUGGAGGUUUCAUUUGUCUUUUGAUCAUUCUGGACUCUAGGAUUUUCAGAGGUUAUAUUACUGUUCUUACUCGUGAGUAGGUCAAAACUUGUGUGUGUGCAGCAGACUUGUUUUAAAGGAUUCAUAAAAAUGCCAUAGGUCUGGCUUUUCUUCCUAGUUGUAAGUUUAAAAAAAAAAAAAAAAAAGAUCAAAAACAGAUGGUUAAUAUUAAUAGAAUAAAUAUUUGCACAUUUUUACUUGAUAUAAACUUCUUAAUGGCCUCCCAAAAGGCAGUAUAUCACUAUGUAUUCACAUUUUCUACACCAUCCACCCAAUUUCUAGUUAGUGUCAUGGAUAAUAUUUUUUAAAGUUGCUAACUACCAAAGAUAUUUCUAAGCAAGAUAUCUUCAUUAUGGAAAUUCAGCAAAUUUUAUUCAAAGAUAUAUUGUGUAAACCAGAGAAUAACACUAAACUACCAAUUCUGUACAGCACCUCUUCAUAUAUUAGGACGUUCCUGCAUAAUAACUUUUGAGUCACAGAGGUCAUUCUGCAUUUAUAUUAAAAUAUUCAGCAUUACUUGCUUUAUCUUGUAUGCUACAUUUUUCUCUUUCCAAGAAUCCUGAAGUAUUCUUUAACUAUGAUUAAAUGUGUUUAAGGGAGAUUAUACAUGGUAGUGUGCUCAAUACUCAUAGAAUGGUCUGGAGUUAUUGGAUGUCUCAGUUUAUACUUUAGUUAGCUUCCCUCAUGUGUGACAUGCAUAAAGCUUCAUACGGUCAUAUUAGAGCUGUUAAUUGUGGCUGUGCUGACAAUCUCACAACUAGCAUUUUCAGAAAUUACAUUUUUAAUUUUUUAAAAACGUUUCUUCUCCGCUCCCAUGUUAGAUGGUAAUGCUGAUAAACUUUAAUAUAUUUAGGCUAUUUGUACACUACACGUGAGGUUUUUUUUUCUUCAAAAUCUAAAUAUUUCAGAAUAGUAAACCUUUUAGUGAAACCAUUCUAUUCCACAGUCAUCAUAUUGUAGUAAAUUUCUUUGUCUUUAUGAAGUUUGGCCCCACAGCAUAGUAAAUAGUCUUUUUGGACUUUAAAAUCAUUGCAGUAAUAUACCAAAUUGUUCAUGCUUGGUGUAUACUGGGUUUAAUGUCUUUUGAGUAUAUUGAGCUAAAAAAAUGAAUUUGCACUUUAUUUUGCAGAGUGUAGUGAUUCUAAAAUUGCCCAGUCAAGCAGACUGCUUGUUUGUGGCUGUUAAAGAUCCACAUUUCUGCUUAUCAGUCACUCAGGUGAUUUAGGAAAUUCAUUCUUUUAAAGAAGAGACCAAUAUAUACUGUCCCCUGUGUUGCCAGCAAAAACAAGAAUAUUGCUCAGUCUGGUUUUAAAAAAACCACAAGUAAAAAAAAAUGUGUUCUUCCUAACAUUUGACACCUUUUGGUUUCUCGUUUUCUUGGAGACCUUUGCACACAUCAGUUUACGUGCAUGACCUGUAUUAACAGUAAUCUCAAAUUUAUUGGGUCAGGUGGGUAACCAGAAUUUUCACUUUCUGUACUGUAUGGAUGGAUGGCAAUGGUGGUCUCCAUUUCCAUUUCUACUUGCUAGAUCUUUAAUACCACCACUUGAUUGAUUAAUAAAGUAGUAGGGCAGGGGUGUGUGCACUUCUAGCACAGUUAUAAUUACUGUAGUUUCAAGGCACAGUGUUUGUUCCAGUAGUGAUGGCUUGUCCAUGGCAAUUGCUGUAAUUAUAAGUGUACGCUAUCUUCAGUUUAGUACUUGCAUGUUGUGAGCUGGGGGAAUAGUUGGUAUGUAUAUUGUACCUCCUGGUGUUGUUUCAGCAACCAGAAGCCACCAAGCUUGUGCAGUUGUCCCCUACUAUAGAUGUCAAGGUGUGUACAGUUGAAAUUAUUCUUUCACAAAUUAAAUUUACAAACUAAGCGGUUAACAAAUGGUGGGAGCACUUUAUGACAAAACUCUUCAGAGUACUGAAUAAUAGCAUGUCUAACACGGAGGAAACAGUGUUUUAGAAUGCCUAUCAAGUGAUCUUUCAUAUUACAUCUUCAAAAAUUAAAAUGGGACUUGUAUAAAUAAGUGAAGCUCUGGAGGGGUAAAAUGUAAUUGCUAUUUUAGACAAUUCAAGUAUUGAUUUCUUUAUCUUGGUCCUCCCCAUUAUAAAAAAGGAUCCUUAUACAAUUCAUCUAGCAAGCACUUAUUUAACAGUAAUGUAUAUUCUUUUUAGUUUUAUAAAUUUGUAAAAAUUAAAAUGUGAAUGUUUUAGCCUGCUUUUAAAAAUAAUUGGCAAAACAAUUGGUAUGGGAUGUUACUUGGGAUGAUUCUGUUAAAGUCAGAUGUCAUUAUUGGGUGUUGACAACAAGGACACUUAAGUGAAUUGCUUGUAUGAUUAGACAGUGAAUGAGGAGGAGUGGUACAAAACAAACAGAAAAACUUUAGUGUAACUGAGUUCACUCACAUCAGGCAUGUGCAGUCACAGUAUACACUUCAAAUGGCAAAAACUUGAAGUAAAUAUGGUGGUGCUUUUUCUAAUCCAAUAUAUUAACUGAAAACACUUUUAGCUGGCAGACAUCCGUGUUGUGACCAGUAAUGUUCUGAAGUAAGAGGCUAUUUCAUUUAAUUGUGUGUGUGUGUGGUGGUUUUUUUUUUGUUUUGUUUUUUUUUUUUGUGUCCACAGUUUUAAUUCAACGAUGCGUGCAAUUAAAGAUGCUAGUCCAAGUGGUUACACGGUUUACUCUAAUUCUAUUAUUACAAGCAGACAUCACAUCUAGUUAAGGUUGCUAAUGACUAUAUAAAAGUAAUUUGGAUACAGAGGCCAUACACAAGUACUGUAUGUAUAAUUCAAGUCCAGUAAAUAGAAGGUUGUUUUGGCAUGUCCAAAUAGAGCUGUUAUAUGCCUGUCAUGACCUUUGUCUUUUCUGAUUUUGAUGUGUGUGCCAUAAAUUUGUCAAGGAGCAGUGUGUGGCUAAUCUACCCGUCAUCUACUAGUACUUUUGGCAUAUUUUCAUUUUAACCUGCUCAUGCAAUAUUAUCUUUUCUAUUCCUCCACAUAUAUAGAUCAUGGGGUUAAACAGUAAUUAUAUUGAUCAUCCAGUUAAUUGGUCAUUGAAAGCUCCACCAAAGUAAAAACUGAUGUUGUUGUACUUCAAUGUGCAUGGAGCUAUAGGUAAUGGCCCUGACAGGUUUCUAUAAUUAUUUCAUUUAACUAGAUACUUCAUCACAGUCACCCCACAGUUUAAGUUCAUUGUUAUGUGCUUGAAAAAUUAUUGGGGGCCGUACUCCUAUGGUUGAUCAAAUGUAAGCUUUAGGACAAAUUAUGCCUCCCAACUGUUUCCACUUAAAGUUUAAUAUAAGUAAGUUAUCUGUCUGUGGCAGCCUAGGAGAGGAGUGUGACUGCCUCUGUCAGCGACUUCAAUAUUGUCGUCAUGUCUCAAUAGACGAUCAUUGAUGUCGUACUUUCUGUCUUGCUUAAACUGUUCAGUCAGCCAUAUUGACUAAAUCAAGUGGCUGAAAGUGAAACCACAAAGACAUCAGAGUGUGAAAAACCUUUUCACUGUUGUGGAGUUGGUGUUCUUUUGGACUUCAACCCUAAAUUUAAUCAAUGUUGUCAUGGAGCCGAAGACUGCUUAAUUAUUCAGAAUUAAUUAACUUAAUACAGGUGAAAUGUAACAGCUUAGUUUAACUCGUUUAAAAUUAAAUCUUUAUCUAAAAUACUGCUUUGUCUUUUUAAUAAACCUGAUUAUAUUCUCAUGGGCCCCUCAGGCAGUAUUUACCCUGCAAUAUUUGGUUCAGACUGACCUGAAAAAGACCCCAGCUGUGAAUUAUUUUAUGGGGUUUUAAAAAUGUCUCUAAAGUUUAGUCAAAUGCAAUAUUUGGUCUUAAUAAAUUUUAAAAUGUUUCA